Molecule: messenger RNA, 939 nt
Organism: Penicillium cataractarum
Lineage: Eukaryota; Fungi; Ascomycota; Eurotiomycetes; Eurotiales; Aspergillaceae
Product: class I SAM-dependent methyltransferase
Exons: 1
Coding region: 1-939 (312 amino acids)
Molecular function (GO): S-adenosylmethionine-dependent methyltransferase activity
Source: RefSeq, a predicted model, not a curated record
AUGUCUCAACCACCAAUUACUACAACGGAAAAGACCUUCAGUUCUUAUAACCAAGAACAAGGAAACGCUUACGCUGCCGCCCGUCCAGACUACCACCCUGGUCUGUACCAAUUCAUUCUUGAUCAACACACGGCUACAAGUGGCCAGCUUGACACCCUCCUAGAUGUUGGUUCUGGUCCAGGAAAUGUAGCUCGCUCGCUCGGUGCUCAUUUUGCUCAUGCUGUUGGAUUGGACCCCUCCGAGGGGAUGGUCAGCACUGCUCGCUCCUUGGGGGGCACUACGUCUACGGCCGAGCCAAUCCGCUUUGAAAUGUCCACGGCUGAAGACCUGGGAACAAACCUCUCUCCACCCAUCCAGGAUGCGAGUGUUGAUCUCAUCACUGCUGGUAAUGCAGCACAUUGGUUCGACAUGCCUCAUUUCUGGUCGACCGCUGCCCGUGUACUCAAGCCCGGCGGCAGCGUCAUUCUGUGGACUAGUGGCCAGACUCGUAUCCACCCCUCAGUCCCCAAUGCAGCGGCUAUCCAAGCAGAGAUGGAUCGUAUCGAGGAGGAAUAUCUAGUGCCAUACUUUGUUCCAGGGAAUUGGCUCGUUCGCAACAGAUAUAGUGAACUGCCGCUUCCUUGGACCUUGGACACUCCCAUCACGGAAUUUGACGAAACCACGUCCAGCCGGAAGGAUUGGGAUGUCGAGACCGAUUUCUUCGCUAUCAAUCCGGAAGUAAACCUGGACCUAUUUGAAAAGAUCACUGCGACUGGGAGCCCGGUGACUCGAUGGCGCCAGGCUCAUCCGGAGAGCAUUGGUACCGAGCGGGAUGUUCUUAAGAUUUAUCGGAGGGCGAUUGAGCGCCUGUUACAUGAGGCCGGCGUGGAGGAAGGGAAAGAGAUGAUCAAAGGCGCUACGUAUGGGUUGGUUCUCGUUGUAAAGAAGAAGAAGAUUUGA